This is a messenger RNA of Symphalangus syndactylus (siamang), 4563 nucleotides long. RefSeq names its product SH3 and cysteine rich domain 3 (gene STAC3). Gene Ontology annotation, biological process: skeletal muscle contraction; positive regulation of protein localization to plasma membrane; positive regulation of voltage-gated calcium channel activity. NCBI's taxonomy places the organism in Eukaryota, Metazoa, Chordata, Mammalia, Primates, Hylobatidae. Gene Ontology annotation, molecular function: protein binding. The record is from RefSeq and is a predicted model, not a curated record.
CCAGCCCAGCUCAUCUUCCGAAAACCCUUUAGGGAUGGAGAACUUGGGCUUUUUUUUUUUUUUUUUUUUGAGACGGAGCCUUGCCCUGUCGCCCAGGCUGGAGUGCAGUGGCGCGAUAUCUCGGCUCACUGCAACUUCCACCUCCCGAGUUCAAGCAAUUCUUCUGCCUCAGCCUCCCGAGUAGCUGGGACUACAGGUGUGCCCCACCGUGCCCAGCUAAUUUUUGUAUUUUUAGUUGAGAUGGGGUUUCACCAUGUUGGCCAGGCUGGUCUUGAACUCCUGACCUUGUGAUCCACCCACCUCAGCCUCCCAAAGUGCUGUGAUUACAGGCGUGAGCCACCAUGCCUGGCCGCCCUUCUUUAAUCCUAAAGCCGGAGGAUUAGGUUUUACCUGUCAGGGACGACAGAAGCAGAUGUUUAUUGCAAUGAAAGCUACAGCAACUGAACUCGCAGUGCCAAGAUGCUAUAUUAUCCAAACAUGCUCAGCAGUCCCUGUCCUCUGUGGCUGAAAAAAGGUGAAGAGCAGAAGUCAUCUUGCCUGCAAUAUGGAGCCUUUCCUUUAGAGCAUCUCAAAGCAAGCCCUGUUGUUCUGCAGCCUGUCAAAGCAGGGCCAUUAAAGAACCUGCAGAGUCAGAACCAUCCUGCCCACCCUUUUCAAACUCCCCCCUUAAAUAGAAAAAAAAAAGUAGUGGGUGAGAAUGACAAAGCACAUUGCCCUGGAAAUCUCUUGAGUCCAAGUAGCUGUAUCCCUAACCAUGAUCCUACAGGAGCUUGCCUGACCCAGUCUCCAACACAGUCCUGUAUUUCUUACAGAUACAGGGAAUAAAGCAGCACUGCAUUGCCACCUCUAAAUUCUCUCCCCUGAGAUGGGAGUAUCUCCUCUUUCAUCCAUGUCACAGCCCAAAGAGUAGGAGAAGGGUGCACCCCUGUGAGAUGAGAAUGGCAUCUGUCUCUUUGAUCCAUCAGUUAUAUACUGAGGCAUCAAAGGUGGGAGAUGGAAUCAGGGAAUCAAAAGGGUUUAGGAAGUGUGAGGGUUGGCCAUCCUACCUUUAAGAGUUUGCAGUUCUCAUGAGGAAGGGGAUAUUACUUAGAAAUGAUUAAAAAAAUUCCUUAUGUGGCAGCUAUAUGCUUCUGUCCAGUGUUAACUGGCCCUUUUUAAUAGCCCUGGUAAUUCCCUUCACUCUAAGGACAAAAUUUUACAAGGAGGGUGGGGAGAUGUCUCUGGGAGCUGCUGGAGGGAAUGAAGCAAUACUACAUAUUCUUCACUUUCUUACAGGAUAGCAAAGUACUCCUCCAACCACCCACAGAUAAAAAGCAAUCUAGCCAUGCACGGUGGCUCACACCUGUAAUCCUAGCACUUUGGGAGGCCGAGGCAGGUGGAUCACCCGAGGUCAGGGGUUCGAGACCAGCCUGGCCAACGUGGUGAAACCCCAUCUGUGCUGAAAAUACAAAAAUUACCUGGGCGUGGUGGUGGGCGCCUGUAAUCCCAGCCACUUAGGAGGCUGAGGCAGGAGAAUCACUUGAACUUGGGAGGUUGCAGUGAGCCCGGAUCGCUUCAUUGCACUCCAGCCUGGGCGACAAGAGCAAGACUCCGUCUCAAAAAAAAAAAAAAAAAAAAUGCCAUCUAGUAUGGCCGAUAGGAGAGCUCUAUGAGUUCAAAUUAGCCUUUUUUUUACCCUGUCUCAAAAAAAUAAAUGAAAAAUAAAAAUAAACUCCCUUAAAUGUUAAAUGAGCAUGAACAGAAACUGUCCCUCCCUGAAUUCAGCCAUUAUUCACCUGUUCGCCUUAGAUGAAGAAUCAAGGAACAGCAACUCUGGGUGGAUGGGAGGAGUUAGGGUCCUGCCCUGCCCCAGACCUCUCAGUGUCCAAUUUCUCUGUGUCAGCUGUGUUUCUCAGCUGUCCACUUUCCUCCAGCCCUGUCAUUUCAGCCCUGACACCAAGGCAGGAGGCUAGGAGGUCUACAAAUAGCGACUGGGUAGCUGGUGUGAACACAGAGGGUACUGGGGGGGCUUAGCCCCCAAGGAAGAGGACCAGUUUUUCCCCAGCACCACCAUCAAGGCCUUGGGGCUCCCAGAUCCCUCUACAGACUGUGGACUGACUUAGGGAAUCCCGGACGUAAGUUACCUCUUCAUCCUCUCGAUUUCCACGACUGCUCACCCCAGCUGCCCUGAUCUAUAAUCUAUUCAGCUUCUUCAUUUCUCUCCUUGUCUGUGAGUCGUUUGGGUUUUAGGAGUAAAAUUAUUAUUCUACUCUAGGAUGAGUUUGGAUUGGAGGGUGGGAUGGGGGUGGGGGUGGGGUGAAGGGAAUGAAGUAGUAAGGGAAGGAAAGGCUCAUAUUACCCUGAAAACUUAAAAUAGCUGAGCCCUGAGGCAGGCUGGGACAGAACUAGGCACAGGGCCCCCAGGGCUCGAGAAAGAAGUAGGGGAGGACAAAUGUCUCCAGUCCAUCCUUCCUUGUGUGCACACGAGGACACACAUUAAACCUCUUGAGGAGAGGAGAUCUGGGAAGGUAUGCAUCACAUCUCUGUUGCCCACAGAUUCCCAGGAGAAACAAAGUACCUAUAGGAAAAUGACAUAAACCAUGCAGCUUUGAACACUGUGUAAGGGCUGUAAACUAUGGGGUCACCCCUCAGGAUGGAAGGAUGAGUAUCAGUUUGAGGAACUAAUUGGGAAGCUCUUUAGUCUGUUGGGCAUUUUUUAUUUAUUUAUUUAUUUUUGAGACAGAGUCUUGCUCUGUCACCCAGGCUGGAAGGCAGUGGCACAAUCCCGACUCACUGCAACCUCCGUCUCCUGGGUUUGAGCAAUUCUCCUUCCUCAGCUUCCUGAGUAGAUGGAAUUACAGGUGUCCACCACCAUACCCGGCUAAUUUUUGUAUAUUUAGUAGAGAUGGGGUUUCACCAUGUUGGCCAGGCUAGUCUUGAACUCCUGAUCUCUAGUGAUCCGCCUGCCUCAGCCUCCGAAAGUGCUGGGAUUACAGGCAUGCACCACCACACCCGGCCAUGUUGAGCUUUUUUCUAGACCUCCAUGAAAUCUGUUAAUAAAACCUGCCAAAGGAUCUGUAUUUGGCCCAGUGCAGUGGCUCACGCCUGGAAUCUCAACAAUUUGGGAGGUUGAAACAGGAAGACUGUUUGAGCUAGUUCGGGACCAGCCUAGGCAACAAAGCAAGACCAUGUCUCUACAAAAAAUAAAAAAGUAGCCAGGUAGUGCGCACCUUGUGUUCCAGCUACUCAGGAAGCUGAGGUAGGGGAAUCGCUUCAGACUGGGAGGUCAAGGCUGCAGUGAGCUAUGAUCACGCCACUACACUCCAGCCUGGGUGACAGAGUGAGACCCCAUCCCAACAACAACAACAAAAUCAUCACAUUUCUCCGAAAGCCUCCCCUUUGAGGACCACCCUACUGCAAGGGACAGAAAUAAGGGAGAGAAGAAUGAAAGGGAUUAGAUUUCAUAGUGGGGUCCAACCUCUUGCAGGAUGACAGAAAAGGAGGUGCUGGAGUCCCCUAAGCCCUCCUUCCCAGCAGAGACUCGGCAAAGUGGGCUACAGCGGCUGAAGCAGUUACUCAGGAAGGGUUCUACAGGGACAAAGGAGAUGGAACUUCCCCCAGAGCCCCAGGCCAAUGGGGAGGCAGUGGGAGCUGGGGGUGGGCCCAUCUACUACAUCUAUGAGGAAGAGGAAGAGGAAGAAGAGGAGGAGGAGGAGCCACCCCAAGAACCUCCUAAGCUGGUCAACGAUAAGCCCCACAAAUUCAAAGAUCACUUCUUCAAGAAGCCAAAGUUCUGUGAUGUCUGUGCCCGGAUGAUUGUUCUCAACAACAAGUUUGGGCUUCGCUGUAAGAACUGCAAAACCAACAUCCAUGAACACUGUCAGUCCUACGUGGAAAUGCAGAGAUGCUUCGGCAAGAUCCCGCCUGGUUUCCAUCGGGCCUAUAGUUCCCCACUCUACAGCAACCAGCAGUAUGCUUGUGUCAAAGAUCUCUCUGCUGCCAAUCGCAAUGACCCUGUGUUUGAAACCCUGCGCACUGGGGUGAUCAUGGCAAACAAGGAACGGAAGAAGGGACAGGCAGAUAAGAAAAAUGAAACCCUGAAGGGGAUAAGAAGGCUGAGAAGAAGACACUUGAUGACAAGCACAAGCAGCCUGGCUUCCAGCAGUCUCAUUACUUUGUGGCUCUCUAUCGGUUCAAAGCCCUGGAGAAGGACGAUCUGGAUUUCCCGUGAGAGGCCUUGGGGGAGGGGGCUGGUACUGUGGAGUGAAGAGGAAAGAGCUGGGUUCCCCCAAGGGAAAGGAAAAGGGGGGACUCAGGGCUUGGAGCCUAUUGAUGCUGGACCCAGGGCACAGCAGGGGACCUGCUAUGUGAGUGAGGCCCCUCCCUUCCCCUCCCAGGCCAGGAGAGAAGAUCACAGUCAUUGAUGACUCCAAUGAAGAAUGGUGGCGGGGGAAGAUCGGGGAGAAGGUCGGAUUUUUCCCUCCAAACUUCAUCAUUCGAGUCCGGGCUGGAGAACGUGUGCACCGCGUGACGAGAUCCUUCGUGGGGAACCGCGAGAUAGGGCAGAUUACUCUCAAGAAGGAC